This is a messenger RNA of Oryctolagus cuniculus (rabbit), 6078 nucleotides long. NCBI's taxonomy places the organism in Eukaryota, Metazoa, Chordata, Mammalia, Lagomorpha, Leporidae. The record is from RefSeq and is a predicted model, not a curated record.
CCCAACCGCCCGCCGGGCCGGACCGGCCUGCCCCCAACCGUCACCGCCUCCCCCGCCCCGGCCGCAACCGCCAGCCCCUGCCCCUCCCCCGCCCCGUGCCGCGGCCGCGGGCGGCACUCGCGGGGUCGGUCGCGGGCCGGAGGGCGUGUGGGCCGUGCCUGUGGGAGAAAGUGCGUGUGGCCUGGCCUGUCAUGUGAUUUCGCUCUCACUCUCUCAAGUGUCAUUGGGCCGCCGCCUGCGCCUGGGGCCGGUGGUCUGGCGGCUCCAGGCCCCAGGGUGGGGGUGGGGGUGGGGGUGGGGGUGGGGGCGGGGGCGGGAGCGUGCGCCCCGCGUGGCGCUCGCGGUGGCUGUGGGCUUGCGAGCGUGGAGACCCCUCCCCCUGCAGGGCCUGCUUCAGGCUGCCGCAGUGUGUCUGGAGACUUCCUGUGGUCCGGGGACGGGCUUGCGAGGCCUGGGCGGGCGGGCAGGCAGGCAGGCGUGUUACCUUGGCGCUGUGGUGGAGAGGAGACCAGGCUGCAGCUGAACGCUCUUCUGCGGAGCCAGCCCGGGAGCUUCCUGCGGGGAGGACGAUGCAGGCCACUGGCCGCCGCUGGUCUGGGCAAAGCUGCCUGGGCUGGGUAUUGGCAGAACCAGGCCACUCGCUCAGCGGAGAGGAGGUGGUGGGUGCUGCCAAGAGACUUGGGGAAGCCUCAGCUUAUUACUGGGUGUUUCCAUCCGGUGUGUUGGGUCUACGAGCAGGCGGAAGACGCUAGUAAGCUUGCUAUGGCAUUGUUCAAGUACCCACUGGACCAUGGUUUUGCAGAAAAUGUGAAUCCCAGGAGAGAGCAGCAAGAGUGGUGUAUUUAUUUAUUUGAAAGAGUUACACAGAGAGAGAAGGAGAGGCAGAGAGACAGAGGUGUUUUCCAUCCGCUGGUCCACUCCCCAACUGGCUGCAACAGCCAGAGCUGCGCCAAUCUGAAGCCAGGAGCCAGGAGCUUCUUCUGGAUCUCCCAUGCAGGUUGGGCUCAUGUGGUUUGUGCCCUGUAUAUUCCAGAGGUACAGUUUGCCAAUGUGUCCACAAUGGAACCAAUUGUUUUACAGUCUGUUCCUCAUGAUCGUUACAAUAAGACUUGCUAUAUUUGUGAUGAACAAGGAAGAGAAAGCAAAGCAGCCACUGGUGCUUGCAUGACAUGUAAUAAACAUGGAUGUAGACAGGCUUUCCACGUAACAUGUGCACAGUUUGCUGGAUUGCUUUGUGAAGAAGAAGGUAAUGGUGCAGAUAAUGUCCAAUACUGUGGCUACUGUAAAUACCAUUUUAGUAAGCUGAAAAAGAGCAAACGGGGAUCUAAUAGGUCAUAUGAUCAAAGUUUAAGUGAUUCUUCCUCUCACUCUCAGGAUAAACAUCAUGAGAAAGAGAAAAAAGUCACCCUGACAGUGUUGGGGAUUGGGGAGCCAGUGCAAAUGCCAACAUUCUGGCUACUGCUGUUAAUGAAAUAUAAAGAAAAGGACAAACACAAACAGAAACAUAAAAAGCAACCAGAACCAUCACCUGCACUAGUUCCAUCCUUGACUGUUACUACAGAAAAAACUUAUACAAGUACUAGCAACAACUCUAUAUCUGGAUCCUUGAAGCGGUUGGAAGAUACCACAGCUCGUUUUACAAAUGCAAAUUUUCAGGAAGUAUCUGCACACACUUCUAGUGGAAAAGAUGUUACAGAGACAAGAGGGUCAGAGAGCAAAGGAAAGAAAUCUUCAGCUCACAGCUCAGGUCAAAGGGGAAGAAAGCCUGGUGGUGGACGAAAUCCUGGGACAACUGUGUCAGCAGCUAGCCCCUUUCCACAAGGCAGUUUUUCAGGAACUCCAGGCAGUGUAAAAUCAUCUUCUGGAAGUUCAGUGCAGUCUCCCCAGGAUUUCUUGAGCUUUACAGACUCAGAUCUGCGUAAUGACAGUUAUACUCACUCCCAACAGUCAUCGUCAACCAAAGAUGUACAUAAAGGAGAGUCUGGAAGCCAGGAAGGGGGGGUAAAUAGUUAUAACUCCUUAAUUGGUCUCCCUUCGACCUCAGCUGUUAUUUCACAGCCUAAAAGCUUUGAAAAUUCACCCGGAGACUUGGGUAGUUCCAGCCUUCCUGCAGCAGGAUAUAAACGGGCUCAAACUUCUGGCAUAGAAGAAGAAACUGUCAAGGAAAAGAAAAGAAAAGGAAAUAAACAAAGUAAGCAUGGGCCUGGUAGACCCAAAGGAAACAAAAAUCAAGAGAAUGUUUCUCAUCUCUCAGUUUCUUCUGCUUCACCAACAUCAUCUGUAGCAUCAGCUGCAGGAAGUGUAACAAGCUCUAGUCUUCAGAAAUCUCCUACGUUGCUCAGGAACGGAAGUUUACAAAGUCUUAGUGUUGGCUCAUCUCCAGUUGGUUCAGAAAUUUCCAUGCAGUAUCGGCAUGAUGGAGCUUGUCCAACAACUACUUUCUCAGAGUUGCUGAAUGCAAUACACAAUGUUCCAGAGAGAGAGAGAGAGACAGAGAUCUUCCAUCCACUGGUUCACUCCUCAGAUGGCUACAACAGCUGGAGCUGGGCCGAUCCAAAGCCAGGAGCCAGGUGGAUCAGAACUGGAGCAUCCGAGACACAAACUGGCAGACUGGUGCCCAUGUGGGAUGCAGACAUCACAGCAGACAGAGAUGACAAUUCUACACUAACAAAGCAAGAACUUAAAUUCAUAGGCCAUCAGCAGGGAGCCGGAUGGGAAGUGGAGCAGCCGGGACUUGAACCAGCACCUAUAUGGGAUGCUGGUGCCACAGGCGGAGGCUUAACCUACUACGCCACAGCACCGGCCGCUUCUCUAGGUAUUUACAACAGCAAUGAUGUAGCAGUAUCGUUUCCAAAUGCAGUGUCUGGCUCAGGAUCUAGUACUCCUGUUUCCAGUUCUCAUGUACCUCAGCAGUCUGCUGGGCAUCUGCAGCAAGUGGGAGCUCUGUCUCCCUCAGCUGCCUCGUCUGCAACCCCUGCUGUUGCCACAACUCAGGCAAAUACUCUAUCUGGAUCCUCUCUUAGUCAGGCACCAUCUCAUAUGUAUGGCAAUAGAUUAAAUACAAAUCCAUCAAUGGCAGCUCUUAUAGCUCAGACUGAAAACAGUCAAACAGAUCAAGAUCUUGGAGACAAUAGCCGCAGCCUGGUUGGCAGAGGAAGCUCACCCCGAGGAAGUCUCUCUCCACGAUCCCCUGUAAGCAGCUUACAGAUUCGCUAUGAUCAACCAGGCAACAACAGUUUAGAAAAUCUGCCUCCAGUAGCAGCGAGCAUAGAACAGCUUUUGGAGAGGCAGUGGAGUGAAGGACAACAAUUUUUAUUAGAACAGGGUACUCCUAGUGACAUUUUAGGAAUGUUGAAGUCUUUACACCAACUUCAAGUUGAAAAUCGAAGAUUAGAAGAACAAAUUAAAAACUUGACUGCCAAAAAGGAGCGUCUUCAGCUAUUAAAUGCACAGCUUUCAGUGCCUUUUCCAACAAUAACUACAAAUCCUAGUCCAUCUCAUCAAAUACAUGCAUUUUCAGCACAGACUGCUCCUACUACUGAUUCCUUGAACAGCAGUAAGAGCCCUCAUAUAGGAAACAGCUUUUUACCUGAUAAUUCUCUUCCUGUGUUAAAUCAGGACUUAACCUCCAGUGGACAAAGCACCAGCAGUUCUUCAGCUCUUUCGACUCCACCUCCUGCUGGGCAGAGUCCAGCUCAACCAGGCUCAGGAGUUAGUGGAGUCCAGCAAGUCAAUGGUGUGACAGUGGGAGCACUAGCUAGUGGAAUGCAGACUGUAACAUCCAACAUUCCUGCUGUGUCUGCAGUGGGUGGAAUAAUUGGAGCUUUGCCAGGUAACCAACUGGCAAUUAAUGGCAUUGUAGGAGCUUUAAAUGGGGUUAUUCCGACCCCUGUCACAAUAUCCCAGAACCCUGCCCCCCUCACUCACACAACUGUACCACCUAAUGCAACACAUCCAAUGCCAGCUACACUGACUAACAGUGCCUCAGGACUAGGAUUACUUUCUGACCAGCAAAGACAAAUACUUAUUCAUCAACAGCAGUUUCAGCAGUUAUUAAAUACUCAACAGCUUACACCAGAACAGCAUCAAGCCUUUAUAUAUCAAUUAAUGCAACAUCACCACCAGCAGCACCACCAGCCUGAACUACAGCAGCUACAGAUCCCUGGGCCAACACAAAUACCCAUAAACAACCUUCUUGCAGGUACUCAGGCGCCCCCACUUCACACAGCUACCACCAACCCAUUUCUGACCAUACAUGGAGAUAAUGCAAGCCAGAAAGUCGCAAGACUUAGUGAUAAAACUGGGCCUGUAGCUCAAGAGAAAAGUUGACACUUGAAAAACAUUCAGAAAUUGCCUACCCUGCUGUUCUGGCACACGUCAUUGGCUGCUGUUGCAGUCUGUUUACUACAACUAUGAAGAAACGCAACAAGAGACUAACCGCACAACACAGGAUUAGUUGCCGCAAGCACGUUCUUGUAAGGCUUUGAUUAAUUUUCUUGUUGCUUUGUUGCACUGACAUGGAAUUCCCAUAUUCCCUUACCCACAUUUUUUGAACUUUGAAAGAAAAUUUAAUAACUAACUUUUGUCAAUGAAAUAAUUUACAUGCAAUGAGUUUAUCAACCCAAGAAAAAUUUAAUAUAGUUGGUGCACAUCUAGUUUUGCUAUAAAUUGGAGAUAUGAAUAGCAAAGCUAGACUUGUUCCAUUUAAAACCUCCUUGCUUUCACUCUACAAGUUGCUUAUGAAAUAGGAUCUUCUCUUUGCAUUACAGUAUGCUUGCUCUGUGAGAUCUUAGAACAAAUUUCAAGGAACUGUCCAAUUUCUUCCAGAGUUUUAUUGAGUAAAUAUUGCAAAUAUAUAUAUAUAUAGGUCAUCAACUGGCACUUGGCAAUCUUUGUUUAAAAAAAAUUUCCUUCCAAUGGGAUUUGGCCAAUUUUGUUAAUCACGUUAGGACGGUAUUGUCUGCUUCUGCUAAUGGUAAUUUUCUUUUACUAAGUGGUUUUUCUUUAGUGUUAAGAUUCAUAACUUUUAAAAAUCCCUGAGUUAAGCAAGUUCUAAGGCUGCUGGGGGAACCAGAUCAAUCAAAGCAAAAUACUUCUUUCAGAAAGAGAGGCCACUCUGGAAACUGCUAGUAGGGUUUGGCCUUAAUCAAGUGCCUGUUAGUACCUCCAUUGUGUUGUGAUGGCUCUAGAGAGCAGAGCUGAGCUACAGUCAGUCCUUGUAAAGUAGCAGGAAUCGUUUGCCUUGUCCCAGCAGCCUUCCCCGUGCUUCCGCCUUCAUUGAAAACUUUCUAUGCCACUGUAGAUAGCUCAGGCAAAACCAUUACCUGGGUAUUUAUCCACUAAUGAAUCACAAGAAAAUGAGUGGACUUGGUAAGAAUAUGUAUUUGUUUUAUUUAUACUACUUCCUAUUACCAUUAAAACAAACCAAAAAGAAAACAACACAUAAACCCACACACAAAAAACCCACACACACAAACCCACCAUUAUAUUCCUGGAACAGGGGAGACCUAUAUUACAGCCCUUCUCCUUCGGGAGCCAUGCUCUUGAUGUGAGAUACGGCAGAGGAAUUGAUUAAAGAAUUGGGCAUGUAACCAUUGAACUGUUCUUGUAUGUGUGAAUUAUUAGUGGAAAAGACCCAGCUGUAAUUAGACCUCCACUGUGUACUUAGCUGGAAGAACAUGUUAAUUCUGCAAUAUGUCUCUUGGUUAAACAUUGCACAGUUCUUACCUCAUUUCUGUAAAUAAGGUUUUGUGAAUCUGUUUUGUAUUGUGAAAAAUUCAUAAGAUAACAUUGAUAUUUUGAUUUGUAAUAUUUCUAAUUGGUAGAUUUAAUUGAAAGUAAAAUUAAUUUAUUUUUAUAUGUUCUGGGGAAUUUUAAAGAAAGUCAAAUCUUUUGUAGAUAAUUUAAAAAAAAUCAGUGCGGUUUAUUUUACUUAUUUAACCCACUGGUUGUUAUUCUGUAACAAUUUGUAUAAAUGGUAAAUUUUGAAUGUGUUGUUAUUUUACCUAGAUGUAAAAUUCCACAUGUAUUAAAAGAAUGUAAAAAGUUUUUGUUAAUAAAAUUUAAUAAUGUUUAUAA